CCCCGCCGGCUGCUAUUUCUGCUAAUCCCGGCGGCGGGGCCCGGCCGUGCCGCUCGGCAGCCGCCGCUCCCGGACGGCGCCCGGCGCCGCAGCCAUGGCCAUGGGGUGCGUGGGGGUCCUGGCUACCCCAGAAGACCCCGAGGAGCAGCGGGGUGCCCAGGGGGAAGGCCCCAGUCCCUGUCCCCCGGAGUGCCAGGAGCUGACUGCUGUCCCCGUGCCACAAGCUAUAAAGCGCUUCCUGAAGGAGGACUCGGAGGAGGCUGAGCUGACCCAGUUCCUGCAGGAUUGCCCACCGGCUGACAGCCCCAGGAAGGUGGAGCCCCCGGAGAGCUGGCGGGAGCCUGGCCACCGCCUCUGCGGUGUGGGCAGGGUCCCCCCUGACGAACCUGUCGAUGAGAGGGACACCAGGGUCUUCUCACGGUCUCAGCCCUUGGAUUUCCAGCAGCACAUCGCCGCCCCCCCGCCCCCCAGCCCCAACCGCCCCCGGAGCCCCUGGGGGCAGCUGGACCCCUACGACUCCUCUGAGGAUGACAAGGAGUACGUGGGCUUUGCCACGCUGCCCAACCAGGUCCAUCGGAAGUCAGUGAAGAAGGGCUUCGACUUCACCCUCAUGGUGGCAGGGGAAUCUGGGCUGGGCAAGUCCACCCUGGUCAACAGCCUCUUCCUGACGGACAUGUACAGAGACCGCAAGCUGCUGAAUGCUGAAGAGCGUAUCAUGCAGACGGUGGAGAUCACCAAGCACGUCGUGGACAUCGAGGAGAAAGGUGUCAAGCUGCGCCUGACCAUUGUGGACACGCCAGGCUUCGGCGAUGCUGUCAACAACACUGAGUGCUGGAAGCCAGUGGCUGACUACAUCGACCAGCAGUUUGAGCAGUAUUUCCGUGACGAAAGUGGCCUCAACCGGAAAAACAUCCAGGACAACCGUGUCCACUGCUGCAUCUACUUCAUCUCACCCUUUGGCCAUGGGCUCCGUCCCCUGGACGUGGAGUUCAUGAGAGCCCUGCACCAGCGGGUGAACAUCGUGCCUGUGCUGGCCAAGGCUGACACCCUGACCCCUGCUGAGGUGGAGCGCAUGAAGAACAAGAUCCGGGAGGAGAUCGACCAUUACGGCAUCCGCAUCUACCAGUUCCCCGAGUGUGACUCGGAUGAGGAUGAGGAGUUCAAGCUGCAGGACCAGGCGCUGAAGGAGAGCAUCCCCUUCGCCGUCAUUGGCAGCAACACGGUUGUGGAGGCCAAAGGCCGGCGCGUCCGCGGGCGCCUCUACCCCUGGGGCAUCGUGGAAGUGGAGAACCCAUCCCACUGUGACUUUGUGAAGCUGCGGACGAUGCUGGUGAGGACCCACAUGCAGGACCUCAAGGACGUGACGCGGGAAACCCACUACGAGAACUACCGCACGCAGUGCAUCCAGAGCAUGACCCGCAUGGUGGUGAAGGAGAGGAACCGCAACAAGCUGACACGGGAGAGCGGGACCGAUUUCCCCAUCCCUGUCAUCCCCCCGGUGCCAGAUGCGGAGACGGAGAAGCUCAUCCGUGAGAAGGACGAGGAGCUACGGCGGAUGCAGGAGAUGCUCCAGAAGAUCCAGAAGCAGAUGAAGGACUCGCACUAGCCCCUUCCUCCUCCUCCUCAACCCCCCAGAUCAGAAAUGUUUACAUCACGCUCCAUCCUGCCCCAGCCCUGCUGUGAGACUUGGUACCAACACCGCACCCGCCACCUUAAGCUGCUGCGGUAUCGCCUUAUUCAAUUGGCCAGCUCCCAUCCCAUGGGGACAGCGAAGGGACAGGACGCCCAGCCUGGGGGUCCGUGUCCUGGCCAGACUGCUGCCCCAGCCCCUCCACCAGGCUGGGGACAGCUUUGUCCCCCAAGCUUUGGUUUUCCCUGUUUCCCCCGCAGCUCUGGGGAGGGCUACCAGCCAGUCUGCUCCCCAUGUCGUGUCACUGGUCCCUGUGUCACCUAAAGCUGCCCGCUUACAGCCUUUAUGCUCAGCUUGGCCAUGGAUUAAGGGAAGAGGGAAAGGGGGGGACCAGUCCCAUCCCCCCAAGCCCCCAGCUGCCCUGCUGUGGGGGACAGGGUUGCUCCCCCCCGGCUUUGGCUGGCACAGAGGGACAGCAGCUCCUGGGACCCACAGGGGACCAAGGGGAUGGAGGGGCAGGCACCAUCCUGGCCAGGCUGGUAGCUGGCUGUCAGGUGCUUGGCUGCCUCCAUGCCAGCACCAGUGUGAAGAGGGACUGAAGCUCAGCAGUGUCCAGCCCUGUGCCCUGAGCAGGGACCCUGUCCCCAUUGAGUGUUGCCCCUGGGGAGCGCCCCGUGUCACCGGGCAGUGGGGAGGGCCAGGGCACGGGCAGCACUGGGGAAUCAGAGUUCCCAGAGAAAGUCCCUUGAACCCCAAAUCAGAGGCUAGGUCCCCAGCCCGGCCCCAACUUGAUGUUGGCCCUGUAAAGCAAUAAUGACAGUCCUGUGCCCGACCUGUGGGAACAGCAUCAUCCCUCGGUGGUGUUUCAGCCCCUGGAGCCACUUGCUUGUCUGUGGUGUCCCUGUGUGUGUCCCCAGGAUGUCACAGCCCCUGCUGCUUCCUGGAAGAGCAUCGCUGUAUGUCCCCCAAGGAUAUUCCCAUCCAUGUUGCUUCCCAGCAAAGCAUUGCUGCGUGUCCCCAUGUUCCUCCGUGAUGUUCCCGUUGGUGUUGCUGCCCUGCAGAGCACUGCAGUGUCCUACGCUGGGCUGUCCCACCUGUGUUGCUUUCCCAGAGGGUACUAUGUGGUGUCCCUGUGUCCCCCCAGGACGUCCCCACUCAUGUUGCUGCCCUGCAGAGCACUGUGUCGUGUCCUGUGUCCCCCCCUAGCCUGUCCCCAUCUGCAUUGCUUCCUGGCAAAGCACCUCUGUGUGUCCCCAGGGCUUGCCCUGGCCCUCACCUCCUGGCCAGCGGCUGCAGGACAUCCCUGGGGAGAUGGACCUGGACCACCCCCAGCUCCCUGCUCCCUCCUGGGUACUUUUCCCAACUGGGAAAUAUGAAAGGAGAUGGUGAGGCUGCUGGGUAGAGGCAGAACUGGGAGCAGUGGGAUCACUGGGAGCUUGCUGGCAUGGGGACAUGGCCCCUGCCUGGCAGGGCCACCGGAGCUGGGGUCCCUGGGGUGGGUUCAGCCCUGGGCGAGGGGUUUGUAUCCAGGUAGCUCAGCUGAUGGGGGCUGCAUCUGACCGAGGUUCAGGGUGGGUGCUGCAGGGUGCUGGGGCAGCGUCCGGCAUGUGCCUCCCAUGUCCCCAUGCCAGCUGGAGGGUCCUUGGCCCCCCCAGGCAGGGCCCCCAUGGGCAGGGCCCCACAGGGUGUAUUAGUGCUUUCCUUUUUUUAAUCUUGCUAUUUUCUUACAGAAAUACCUACCUUUGCAUGAUAGUCAUAGAGGCAUUUAUUAAAGGAUAAGCAGAGUAUAGGUUUAUAAAUUCUUAUAGAGCUAGUGGAAAUAUUUUUAUCCCUCCACAACUGUUCUCAAUAAAUAUGGCUGACCCAG
Messenger RNA from Phalacrocorax carbo (great cormorant), 3497 nucleotides. NCBI's taxonomy places the organism in Eukaryota, Metazoa, Chordata, Aves, Suliformes, Phalacrocoracidae. The record is from RefSeq and is a predicted model, not a curated record.